CCCAACGUGAGACCUAAAAAUUACCUAAAAUUUUCAAUUCCAUCUCUCAACUAUUCGUACAUAAUGGCAACAAUAAGCGAACAAUCAAUAUUUAUGAAAACAGGUGUGUAAAAGCGGCUUAUGUAUUAAGUGGUGUGUGUAAAUUGUUUCACGUAAAUAACAUGACAGUUAAUAUCAAAACAUCGAUUCAGUAAAAAAACAUUUCCAGAUGCACUUUAGGCCUUGAAUAGCGAGAAAAACAAUGAAAAUGUACGAACAACUAGAAUUCAACAAGGAAAACCUCUGUGCUAAAUAUCUGCGGAUAUUAGCAGUGGUCGCCGCUUACUGGGUAAUUUCGAUAUCGACAGUGUUUGUUAAUAAAGCCCUGUUGAGUGGCUUGAAUCUGGACGCACCUUUAUUCGUGACGUGGUUCCAAGUCAUAAUUUCCUCAAGUAUUUGCUUCUUUAUGAGCAUAGUGAGCAAAAAGUAUCCCAGCAUCAUACGUGUCCCUAGCGGAAACCCACUCAACAGAGAUGUUUUUCGAAAAGUUGUACCUCUAUCCAUUCUAUUUACUGCGAUGAUAGCAACGAAUAAUCUCUGUCUGAAGCAUGUCGGCGUUGCAUUCUACUAUGUGGGACGUUCGUUGACGACAGUAUUCAAUGUUAUUUUAACUUAUUUUCUGUUGGGACAGAAGACUAGUGGCAAGACUAUGCUUUGCUGUCUAUUGAUUGUAGCGGGAUUCUGGAUAGGAGUUGACCAAGAAAGUCUAACUGAGUCUUUUUCGCUUAUAGGUACAGUUUUUGGCGUGCUCGGUUCAUUCACUCUUUCUAUUUAUUCAAUACACACUAAAAGCACAUUGCAACAUGUGAAUCAAGAAGUAUGGCUUUUAAGUUACUAUAACAAUGUAUACUCGGCUGUUAUUUUCAUUCCUUUGAUACUCCUCAAUGGAGAGCUCCCAAUAAUUCUAAAUUAUGAACAUCUAGCGGAGCCUUGGUUUUGGGGUGUAAUGCUAAUAGGAGGAUUAUGUGGGUUUGCAAUCGGCUUCGUAACGGCACUCCAGAUUAAAGUUACUUCGGCACUAACACAUAAUAUAUCGGGAACGGCCAAAGCAUGUGCUCAAACUGUAAUAGCUACAUCAUGGUACAGCGAAGCUAAAUCAUUCCUAUGGUGGUCAUCAAACGUCGUGGUCCUGCUUGGAAGUGCUCUCUACACACGGGUCAAGCAGCUUGAGAUGGAUCAGCGCCAUCAACAACAACUGAAUAGUCACAAAGUUUGAAGCUUUAUUUUAGUCAUUUGGAUAAUUUCUAUCUGAUUUAUUUUAUCGACAUUAACAAAGCAUGUAAAACAAAAAUGGGCAUUUAUUCAGAAUAUGACGGCCAUUCUC
Toxorhynchites rutilus septentrionalis is the source of this 1363-nucleotide messenger RNA. RefSeq names its product GDP-fucose transporter 1 (gene nac). The coding region runs from base 242 to 1255 and encodes 337 amino acids. Gene Ontology annotation, cellular component: Golgi apparatus. Gene Ontology annotation, molecular function: antiporter activity. NCBI's taxonomy places the organism in Eukaryota, Metazoa, Arthropoda, Insecta, Diptera, Culicidae. Gene Ontology annotation, biological process: GDP-fucose import into Golgi lumen; protein O-linked glycosylation via fucose. The transcript is spliced from 3 exons. The record is from RefSeq and is a predicted model, not a curated record.